CUUAAUGACAAAAAAAAAAAAUUAUCUUACCUUCAACAUAAAGAAAUUCUUUAUAGCCAUAAACAUGAAGAUUCUUUGGCAACCAUUGCCAAAAAUAUCAAAUGCGGUAAAACCACUAUGCAUGAUACUUUGAAACAGUAUGCUCAAACAGAAUCUACUAUGCCAAGAAAACGUCCUGGUUCAAAAGCUAUAUUUAAUGAAUCUGCAUUAGAAGAACUUAGAAAAAUGGUUAUACAAGAUACCAAACACCAUCGAUUAAGCCUUAAAGAAAUACAAGAUUUAUGGAAAAAAAAAAAAAACCAAAAAGUUUCUAUUUCUACAAUUCGUCAUGCUUUAAAAAAAUGUGGUCUUAAAUCAUAUAUUGCAUGUCAUAAGCCAUUAAUUAGUGCUAAGAAUAGACUAGAACAGAAAGCCUGGGCAGAAGAACAUCUGAAUUGUUAUAAUAUACGAGUUUGGCAUACCCCAGCUAAAGAGUUUGAUGAAUCAUGUCUUGUUCCUACUGUAGGACAUAGUCCUAGUCUUAUGUUCUGGAGGCAUGGGUUAGGACCCAUAGUUCCUAUUCAUAGUACUAUAAAUGGUGAA
Cetraspora pellucida is the source of this 582-nucleotide messenger RNA. The record is from the annotation of a GenBank genome assembly. NCBI's taxonomy places the organism in Eukaryota, Fungi, Glomeromycota, Glomeromycetes, Diversisporales, Gigasporaceae.